GGCAGCCUCGGCAAGAUUCAUCAACAUAACCCACGCAUGCGACCUAAAAGGGCGAACAUCAAGCGCGAAUUGCUCGAGCUUGUCAAAGAUCCGAUUCCUGGUGAUACGCUGUUUUUCUUCUAUGCUGGGCAUGUCGGUCAAUUGACGUGCGAUGAGCACUCUGAAACAGAUGGCCAGGACGAAGCUCUGAUACCUGCUGACGCCGUCCGGCCUUGGGAAUGUCUCCACAUUCCUGCAGAGUCUUUGCGACAGAUCGACCACGGCAGCUGGCUCAAGGAUAAUGAGCUGAAGAAGAUCCUCGUAAAUGAUCUGCCUCAUGGCGUUCGACUGGUGUGCGUUGUCGAUGCGUGUCAUUCCGGAACGCUAUUCGACCUACCGCACGGCCCAUGCAACACGGCUCAGAUCGCCGCCGCCCGUCGUCUCCGCACCUAUCUCCCCGACAUCCCGCAUCUGUCUCGACCAUCUUCACGCGCCUCUCUUCUACGACCAGAGAUCGUAUGCAAGAACGCUUUCUGUCCUCGACGUCCAGCGGUCACCACAGCCACGACAUCAUCGAUCGACAUUGUCACGAACCCCAAUUUUAGAGGGAAGGAGAACGUGCGAAUGAUCGCUACCGCAGACGACCGCCGUGACGGAGUGCCCGGACGGCGGAAUUCGAGCCACGACUCCUGCCACAUGCACUGCAGCUGCCGCUCGUUCCAGGACUCGGAGUCGUCGCAAAUCCUAGGAGGGGCAGACGCCAACACCAGCUUCGACUCGGAGUGGCCGAUGUCGUCGUUCAGGUUCAUGGGCAGAUCGGAACCCGACGCGUUCCAAUGCGAGUCCCCGACGGUGAUGCUGCCGCUUCUGUCGGAGGUCGAGCAGCCGUGCGGCGAAUCGUGCAAAGUCGACCCUGACUUCAUGGGUCCCCACAUCGUUACUAUUUCGGCGUGCAUGGACGAUCAGGAAGCCUGGGAGAACAAGAAGACUGGAGGCUCUCUCACACAAAUCCUUGUCCCAUACCUCAAACAACACCGGAAACCUACCUACCGAGCGCUCAUGGAGCAUACGAACAAUAAGCUUGACAAUAUCGUCCACAAUGUCCACAAGAGAUAUCGCAGAAACUUGGUAUCCGGUGUCUACUAUCCUCAGGGUGGGCCUUACCACGGCCCAGCCUACCAGGAUCCGCAGCUAUGCAGCCUGACACCGCUGGAUUUGGAUGAGCUCUUUAUUCUAUAAUCGCACAGUAAUCUCGGCACGCACACCCCACGCUGUCUUCGCUUUCGCUUUCUGAACCUGCUUCGGGUUAUCGCAUCGUAUUCACGGACUACUUGACCUUCA
Messenger RNA from Rhodofomes roseus, 1320 nucleotides. Its product is annotated as peptidase C14, caspase domain-containing protein. Gene Ontology annotation, biological process: proteolysis. Gene Ontology annotation, molecular function: cysteine-type endopeptidase activity. The transcript has 13 exons. Bases 37 to 1218 code for a protein of 393 amino acids. The record is from RefSeq and is a predicted model, not a curated record. NCBI's taxonomy places the organism in Eukaryota, Fungi, Basidiomycota, Agaricomycetes, Polyporales, Fomitopsidaceae.